This is a messenger RNA of Mycetomoellerius zeteki, 2459 nucleotides long. It is a transcript of the gene Gdh, whose product is annotated as glutamate dehydrogenase, mitochondrial. The transcript is spliced from 8 exons. Gene Ontology annotation, molecular function: L-glutamate dehydrogenase (NAD+) activity. Bases 160 to 1830 code for a protein of 556 amino acids. Gene Ontology annotation, cellular component: mitochondrion. The record is from RefSeq and is a predicted model, not a curated record. Gene Ontology annotation, biological process: L-glutamate catabolic process. Lineage: Eukaryota; Metazoa; Arthropoda; Insecta; Hymenoptera; Formicidae.
UGCACUACGGCAGUCGGCAGACUGCAGACGACGAGUUGUGAGCUGCGUUCUGUGAAAAUCAUUCUUGAUUUGAUUUCGACGCUGGGUGACGUUGGGUAACCCAUUGUUAUCGCUCGUUAUCGUAUAGCGUCACAUAAUCUAUCAUCAUCUCGAGCGAAAAUGUUUCAUCUGCGAAAUCUCACACGGUCAUCGAUCGCCUUGAAGCAAGCAUCGAGUAACGAUGUACAGAACAUCCUGAUGCGCGUCGCGCCGGCCGCCUGGCAAGUGGCGGUUUACCGUGAUUAUGCUGAUCAUCAGAUACCGGACCGCCUUAAAGACGUGCCCGAGGCGCCGAAUCCCAGAUUCUUCGAUAUGGUAGAAUACUUCUUUCAUCGCGCUUGCCAAAUCAUUGAAGACAAGCUGGUUGAGGACAUUGGCAAGCGAUCACGUGUCCCGAUCGAGGAGCGUAAAAAAAAGGUUAAGGGGAUUCUAAUGUUAAUGGAACCCUGCGAUCACAUUCUUGAGACCACGUUCCCGCUUAGGCGCGACUCGGGCGACUAUGAAAUGAUUACCGGCUAUCGCGCUCAACACUCCACCCAUCGAACGCCCUGCAAAGGAGGUAUUCGUUUCUCGAUGGACGUUUCACGGGAUGAAGUUAAGGCUCUGUCGGCCUUAAUGACAUUUAAAUGUGCGUGUGUCGACGUGCCAUUCGGCGGCGCAAAAGCUGGAAUUAAGAUUAACCCAAAGAACUAUUCGGAACACGAACUGGAGAAAAUUACUAGAAGAUUUACGUUGGAAUUAGCAAAGAAGGGAUUCAUCGGACCUGGUGUUGAUGUUCCUGCUCCCGAUAUGGGCACCGGUGAACGGGAAAUGUCUUGGAUAGCCGAUACUUAUGCGAAAACUAUUGGCCAUCUCGACAUCAACGCUCACGCUUGUGUCACUGGCAAACCCAUCAAUCAGGGUGGUAUUCAUGGUCGCAUUUCUGCAACAGGACGUGGAGUGUUCCACGGAUUAGAAAAUUUCAUCAACGAAGCUAGUUACAUGAGCAUGAUUGGUACUACGCCCGGUUGGGGAGGCAAAACAUUUAUUCUUCAAGGUUUUGGUAACGUGGGUUUGCACUCUAUGCGUUAUUUACACCGCGCGGGCGCUGCAUGUAUAGGAGUGAUCGAACACGAUGGAUCUAUUUGUAAUCCAGAAGGUAUCGAUCCAAAGGAAUUGGAAGAGUACCGUAUAGAAACUGGUACUAUCGUUGGUUUCCCUGGGGCCGAGCCAUAUAAAGGUGAAAAUCUUAUGUAUGAGCCGUGUGAUAUAUUUAUACCUGCUGCCAUAGAGAAAGUAAUUACCAAAGAGAAUGCGGGACAUAUCCAGGCAAAGAUUAUUGCAGAGGCUGCUAAUGGACCGACUACUCCUGCUGCAGAUAAGAUUCUGGUCGACAGGAAUAUUCUUGUAAUCCCGGAUUUGUACAUUAACGCCGGUGGUGUCACAGUUUCGUUCUUUGAGUGGUUGAAGAACUUGAAUCACGUGUCGUACGGCCGUCUAACUUUCAAAUACGAAAAGGAGUCUAAUUAUCAUCUCUUAGAAUCGGUGCAAGAAUCUUUAGAGCGUAGGUUUGGUCGUGUUGGUGGCCGUAUUCCCGUUACACCAUCCGAAGCCUUCCAAAAACGUAUAUCUGGCGCUUCUGAAAAAGAUAUUGUCCACUCUGGUCUAGACUACACAAUGGAGAGAUCUGCUAGGGCUAUUAUGAAGACUGCCAUGAAAUUCAAUCUCGGACUCGAUUUGAGAACAGCGGCAUAUGCCAAUUCGAUUGAAAAAAUAUUUACUACUUAUUCGGAAGCUGGCCUCGCUUUUUAAAUAUUUACUAGAUUGUAUGUAUGCAGCAAGUAUUGUAUUAAUGUGCGAUAAAGAUAAUGUCAAUUUUUACCGCGAGAGGUGACUUAGAUUUAUCAUUUAAAAGAUAUUUACGAAUAACGAUUAUGUCAAGUCAUAAGGGGCAAUAUCCAAAACUUGCGAUGGAAUAUUCCAAUGCAAAAUUAUCAUUUCUGUCAUGUUUCGCAUUGUGACAGUUGCCUAGUUACAGAUAGAGUCACAUAGACCGGAUAUUAUGACACCAUUAAGUAAUAGCACGAAAUCAAAUAUCGACCAUUUUUUUUUUCUAAGAUAGGAAAGGUCCAAUGCAUUUUUAUAUUUCAAUUUUUAUGUAUAAAAUAUGAAGAAUUAUACAAAGCUGCCAUUGAGAUAAUUCGCUAUUUAUAAGUAGCGAAUUUAUAAUUCGCAAUUUUCUCUCCUUGAAUAUGCCAUUUUGACGAUAUUGCUGUAUUUCUAAUAUUGCACUUGUAUAAAGAAAAUUAUUUAUGAUUUUAUCUUACGACAAGAAAUUGACUCUUACAGAGCAAAAGGAGCGAUAUAUCUGGUUAGAUAUACAAUGUUACACGCAACAUAAUUGUUAUACGAUAUUCUGUUAAUAAAGAUACUCAAUGAAA